CUUCUCUGUCCUAGCUUUCUCUCUCUCUCUCUAACAAAAAUGGCUCUCAAAGCUGUCCAUGUCUCCGACGUCCCAAACCUCGACCAGGUCACGGAGAAUGCCUCCGUCUCUCUCUACUCCACUCGCUUCUCCAAAGGUGUGGAUUUGGGGAGGGGUGCGUACAGAGUACCGAAGUUUCUGGUGAUAGGGCACAGAGGGCAUGGGAUGAACGUGUUACAGUCGUCGGAUCGGAGAAUGAGAGCUAUCAAAGAGAACUCGAUUGCCUCCUUCAACGCCGCCUCCGCUUUCCCUAUUGAUUUCGUCGAAUUCGACGUCCAGGUGACAAAAGAUGGCUGCCCUGUCAUUUUCCACGACGACCUUAUUCUCUCGCAAGAUAAUGGUGGUGUUGUGUAUGAGAGAAGGGUGACAGAGCUGUCUCUCUCAGAAUUCCUUAGCUACGGUCCCCAAAGGGAACCGGGCAAGGAGGGAAAUGCUCUGCUUAGGAAAAACAAAGAUGGAAAAAUUGUGAAGUGGGAUGUUGAGACGGAUGAUUCUUUGUGUACCCUUCAAGAAGUUUUCCAGCAAGUGGAACCCUCUUUGGGCUUCAAUAUUGAGUUGAAAUUCGACGACCACGUCGUCUACCAGCAAGAUUAUCUCACCCAUGUUCUCCAAGCCAUCUUUCAGGUGGUGUUUGAGUAUGCUAAAGACAGAGCCAUUGUGUUCUCAAGCUUCCAGCCGGAUGCGGCAAUGCUCGUCAGAAAACUGCAGAAUACCUACCCUGUCUUCUUUUUGACAAAUGGGGGUACUGAGAUUUACUACGAUGUUAGGAGGAACUCCUUGGAGGAGGCCAUGAAGCUGUGCUUGGAGGGUGGUUUGCAAGGAAUUGUGUCGGAGGUGAAGGGGGUUUUCGGAAAUCCGGGGGCGGUGGCCAAGAUCAAGGAGGCCAAGCUUUCGCUCCUCACAUACGGCAAAUUGAAUAAUGUGGCUGAAGCAGUUUAUGUGCAACAUCUAAUGGGAAUCGAUGGAGUGAUAGUUGAUUUGGUUAAAGAGAUCACAGAAGCAGUCUCCGACAUGAUAAAGCCGGCAGAUGAAGAGGAAAGUGGGGAUGGGAAGCCGCAGUUGGCUGCGAAGCCUCAGUUCUCGCAGCUGGAGCUUGCAUUUCUUUUGAAGCUCAUUCCACAGUUAAUACAGCUCUAAUGCAAAGGAUGCUCUUACACAGAGCCAUAUUUACACAACAAUAAUUUUUGGGGAAUUUUCCCUCUUUUUAUAUCGCUAGCUAUAACUCUUUAGGCGUGGAGGUCACCACAUUACAUUUUCAUUCUUGUAUAUAUUAAUUGUUGCUUAUUAUACCAUUUUUGGUCCAUCUGUACUACUAACAAAGUUUAUCACAGUUUCAGCAGCUUGUAUUAUACACCACUUUGUACCUUGGAUUUGAGUUUGGAGUUUGAACCAA
This is a messenger RNA of Corylus avellana, 1432 nucleotides long. Its product is annotated as glycerophosphodiester phosphodiesterase GDPD1, chloroplastic. NCBI's taxonomy places the organism in Eukaryota, Viridiplantae, Streptophyta, Magnoliopsida, Fagales, Betulaceae. The record is from RefSeq and is a predicted model, not a curated record. Gene Ontology annotation, biological process: glycerophospholipid catabolic process. Gene Ontology annotation, molecular function: phosphoric diester hydrolase activity.